AAAUAAACUAAACCAGAGGACCCAUUCUCACUAGCUACGUGGAGUCCAAUGAAGAAAAGAGAAGAAGAAAGAAGCAAUCCAUGGCUUGAACGAGGGAUCUGUAUCACCCUACCCUGUCCUAGGAGCAUACACUAGACCAAAUAGUAUUUCAACAGCGAAUCAUUUUCUACAUUAAAAUAUAUUAUUUAGCUUGAAAAUCUUAGACCCUUUAAUACAAACCCUUGGGCUUGGAUACUUCACUCAGAAAGGAAGUCCUGCGGGAAUCAAGAAAUCAAGGGAGCCCAAAGAAAUGGCGAGGGGAGCAGCUCUUCUUCACUUGCUUCGAUCUCAAACCAAACAAUUCUCAGCCAGCAGAAACUUCCACUCAGGCUAUCAUCCUUGUCAGUUUGGCACAUGGUCACACAGUCUGUGCGCCAAAUCCAACUUCAACCAUGACACUCUUCUUGCUGCUACUCAGAAAAGAUGGGCAUCUCAAGCUAAAACAACAGAAGAUGACAAUAAGAUCAGCAUUGGACCCCGUGGAGGGAAGGAAGUGGGGCAGGAUGAAAAAGAGACUGGGGUAGUAUAUUAUGGUCCGAUCUCAUCCACCGUCAAGAAAGUAAAAUUGCUCUCUCUUUCAACCUGCUGCCUGUCCGUAUCCUUGGGUCCUGUCAUAACUUUUAUGACAUCUCAAGACUCAAAUGUCAUCCUGAAGGGGGCAGUUGCUUCUUCUGUCAUAUUCUUUAGUGCUUCGACCACUGCUGCUCUACACUGGUUUGUUAGCCCUUACAUCCACAAGCUUAGAUGGCAGCCUGGCUCAGACAGUUUUGAAGUGGAGAUGAUGUCCUGGUUGGGAAUCUACAUUCCAAAGACUAUCAAAUUUGCUGAUAUCCGGCCUCCAGAAACCAACAGGCCUUUUGUGACAUUUAAGGCCAACGGAAAUUUCUACUUUGUUGAUGCAGAGCACUGUCAUAACAAGGCAUUGUUGAAUAGACUGACCCCCAAAAAAUCUGCUCACGAGUCUGCUUUCAAAAAUCUGUGAUAGGAAAAUAUGGUGAUGACUGGCCUGCAAGGUUUUGAGAACAGUAGGACCUGAUUUUACAUGACGGUUUGCGAUAAGCUCUGGCCUAGUUUUGAGCCAAUGGGCAUUUUUUUUCAUAGUUGCGAGACAAGGUUUCUCAGACAAGAUAAAUAACCAAUAUUUGAUGUUUAUAUUUUAAUGUUA
This is a messenger RNA of Populus trichocarpa (black cottonwood), 1204 nucleotides long. RefSeq lists its product as uncharacterized. NCBI's taxonomy places the organism in Eukaryota, Viridiplantae, Streptophyta, Magnoliopsida, Malpighiales, Salicaceae. The record is from RefSeq and is a predicted model, not a curated record. Gene Ontology annotation, biological process: mitochondrial proton-transporting ATP synthase complex assembly. Gene Ontology annotation, cellular component: mitochondrial membrane. The transcript is spliced from 2 exons. The coding region runs from base 290 to 1021 and encodes 243 amino acids.